Molecule: messenger RNA, 3332 nt
Organism: Hibiscus syriacus
Lineage: Eukaryota; Viridiplantae; Streptophyta; Magnoliopsida; Malvales; Malvaceae
Product: COP1-interacting protein 7-like
Exons: 9
Coding region: 259-3081 (940 amino acids)
Source: RefSeq, a predicted model, not a curated record
GGAUGUGCAAAACUUCAUCAUCUUCGGCUGGCUUUCUAUCCACCUUUCUCUUUCAUUCACGUUCAUUUACAGUUGUUCAUCAUCUUUUCAAGCAAAAUCUACUUCUUCGACGAUUGUGACCAGCAGUUUCAUUAACUCUUCACUUUAAGCUUUGCACUUUGUCCAGUACUUUCCCAAUAAACACCAAAACCAAACCCAAUGCUUGGACUUUACUUCAAGAAUAUCAUUGAUAUGCUUUUUGUUUGAAUUUCUCAGUCGAUGGACUCAACUACUAUCCUUGAUCGUGCUUUAUUUCAACUCACUCCAACUCGAACUAGAUUUGAUCUGGUGCUCUUCUACAAAGGGAAGAAUGAGAAACUUGCUUCUGGGAUUUUUGAACCCUUCAUGUGUCAUCUCAAAUUUGCAAGAGAUCAGAUUUCAAAAGGUGGGUAUUCGAUUACUUUGCAGCCACCUGCUCCUGGUACACGCUGGUUCACCAAAGCUACUUUUGAGAGAUUUGUGCGCUUUGUUAGUGCACCAGCAGUUCUUGAAAGGUUUGUUACCAUAGAAACAGAAAUCCUGCAAAUUGAGAGAUCAAUUCAAGAUAAUGAAUUAGCUAAUGCCAAAGGAAGACAGGAGGAAGAUGCAAAUGGUCAUACAAAGAAGUCAACUGAUUUGACAAAGGUGCUGGGUGAACUCAAGACAAAAGAUGAGAUUAAACAGGAAGAGAACUCCAAGGUUCAACUUCAAUGGCUACUGGAAACUCGAAAAGCCUUGCUAUGGAAAGAGCAAGCAAUGACUUAUGCUCGUGGGCUGGUUGCUGGGUUUGCAAUGGAAAAUAUGGAACAUCUCAUUUCCUUUGCAGAUGCAUUUGGAGCAUCCAGGUUAAGGGAAGCUUGCAUUAAUUUCAAGGAAUUAUGCAAGAAAAAACAUGCAGACCGUCUUUGGAUGGAAGAAUUAGCUGCAGUUGAGGCAUGCUCACCAUCAGAACCGCCAUCGUUGGGAGCAUCGGGCAUUGUGCUUGCAAAUGGAAUUAGCAUCCCUAAUCCGAAUCUCAUGUCGAGUAUUAAUGGUGCAUCUAAAGAUUAUCACACUUCAAAUGAAUCUUCGGAAGCAUCAAAAUCAGACACAACAUGUGCUGGAGCUGUGGACAGCAAGAAAGAUGAGGAUUUGCCUGCAUCAGAUCAUACACCAUCAUCAACUACCCCAAAAUAUCAAGUUCCAAUUCAAUGGCUAAAUCAGAUGCCUCAGCAUAUGUAUAAUUUUCAAGGCCAGCUACCUCAAUAUCAAGGAUAUCCCUUCCAUCCUAUGCAGCCUGUGCCACUUCCAUAUCCAAUGAAUAUGCAGUGGCCUCCUAAUUCGAAUCAGAAAUCAUCCUCCAAGCUAAAGAAGAAAUCGUCGAAUGGGAAAAAACUUGAUUAUUUGGGAGAAGAAAGGGAAACAGAAUCCAGUGGCUCUGACUCUGUAACUGAAAGUGAGUCAGGUUCAGACGUGGAUCAGGAAGAUAGAAGGCAUUCAUCACCAGAUCCUCCAUAUAGGAAGAAAAACCUUAAGAAGUCGUCCAGAACAGUUGUCAUUCAUAAUAUUAACUACAUCACUCCAAAGAGGAGAAGUGGAGAGAAAGAUCAAGCUUCAGAUGGAUCUUAUUCUGGUGAGGAUGAUAUAAUUGAUGCAGAUUCCUUAAAACAGAAAGUGGAUGAUGCAGUCAAGUCACUGAAGGAAUCAGGCAAAUCAAACUCAAGUAACAACAAAAGAAGAGGCACAGACAAGAGCCACCACAUUGCAGAAAAAUCAACUGAUGAUCAUGACCUAAACGCAUCAGAGGGAGGAAAAAGAAAUGGAAACUGGGGUGCUCUCCAAAAACUUCUAAUGAGGGGUGAAGAAAGGGUAAGUGUGAAUGAAGUAGAAUGGAAGCAAGCUGAGGAUGAUCAGGACCAUUUCAUGGCUAGAAAUCUCAAUGGUGAAAUUUCUGCAACUACUCCUUUGAACUUCGAAUCUCAGAAAACUCCAGUUAAACGUUCAGGUUUGGUUGAUUCUUUUGUCGUGACUGAGAGGGAUGAGAUUAAUGAAACUAGGGUGAAGUUGGAUGAUUUUGUUAAUGGAGAGAAUUAUCGUCCAAUAAUGAAGAAAGGGGACAGUGUAGAAGUGGAUUUGUUACCUCCAGAGAGAUCGGUUGAAUCUGGAAAGAAGCUUGGUGAUCCCAUAACUGCUUCUGCAAAUAAAUCAGCCAUAAUCAGGUGUGGAAAGGAAGAAGAUUGGUUUCUUGGAAAUCAUCCCAUGAAUCCCGAAAAUCACCACUCAUCCAAUAAUAAGAUGCUUUUUAAUGGCUCUCGUAUUUUAUCAGUUGAGAGUGAUCCUCUAUAUUCUCAGAAGAGUAAGAAAGAUGUUCUUGUCGACGAUUCUUUCAUGGUUGCAGCUCGGCUGACAGGUGAUGAUCAGAAUGAUUCCCAUUGGAAAACAGAUAUAAGUAUGGUUGCAGAUCUAACUUCACCUAGCAAACCAGAUGGUACAAAUGAUGUUUCACAAGAUGAGCAUAAGAUACUUGAUGCUAAGCCGAUUGACCUUUGCAUGGUGCUUGAACGAAACCCUGGAUACGAAUCCUCCAGAGACUCCUGGACAGUGGAUUAUCAAAUUGAUUUAUCAUUUACUGAAACAAAUAAAAGUGCAGCAACCAAAUGUGAUGAUGAUGAGAAAGCUUUUUCCAAUCAUAAGAACACCAUUGCCAAGCGUGAUGAAGUCCAUGGAACAAAAAAGCCAACCAAAGAAACAAGGUCUAGAGUUUUAAAUGGACCCAUAGGGAGGGGCAAAGCUGAAAAUGUGUCCAAGAGCAAGAAACCAUCUCUUGUUAGUAGGUCCAUUACUCAAAAGAGCAAGUUGGAGAAGGAAGAAGAAAUGCGGAGGAAGAUGGAACAACUACUGAUUGAACGACAGAAAAGAAUUGCGGAGAGAACUGCGGCCUCCGGUUAUGCUUCGGCUGUAUCCAAGAAAUCACCAUUAGAAAGUAAAGCAGCAAAAGGUUCCAUAAAGAGUGACAAGAACAAAAAUGUCUCCACUGCUCAAGCAACCAACAGCGUGAAUUCUAUCAAACUCAGAGCAACUUAAGAAAGAAGCCUCAAUAGAUCCUUGAUCUUAUGAAUGGUUGAGAUAUGGCAUCCGGCCCUUCACAUUUUGAGGAGGAUUGGAUUCAAGCUCGAAAUCUCUCGAGCCAAGUGAAUUCGCUUGGAACAUGCACUGCAGAUCAUAUAAUCGAGACGUUAGAUCCUCAUGCACGUGACUGUAUACAUUGUCAAUAUUUCUAAGUUACACUCGCAAUUCAUUUCACCAUUGUUUGUUUCAAUAAGUUAUAAAAAUUC